This is a messenger RNA of Sarcophilus harrisii (Tasmanian devil), 1686 nucleotides long. It is a transcript of the gene DGCR6L, whose product is annotated as DiGeorge syndrome critical region gene 6 like. Bases 106 to 702 code for a protein of 198 amino acids. Lineage: Eukaryota; Metazoa; Chordata; Mammalia; Dasyuromorphia; Dasyuridae. The record is from RefSeq and is a predicted model, not a curated record. The transcript is spliced from 5 exons.
GCAGGCGCAGCAGACUUAAGUCUGUCGUGGAGGCGGGGCAGCCUCACCGUGGUGCGGCGCCUGCGUAGUAGCACACGCGAGCCCUCCGGGCCCUCGGCGGUCGCUAUGGAGCGCUACGCGGGAGGCUACGAGGAGGCGGCGGACGGCGCCCGGCAGCAAGAGCGACACUACCAGCUGCUGUCGGCGCUGCAGGGACUCGUCAAGGAGCUGCCCAGUUCUUUCCAGCAGCGACUGUCCCACACCACCCUCAGCGACCUGGCCCUGGUGCUGAUCGACGGCACCGUUUUUGAGAUCGUUCAGGGGCUGCUGGAGAUUCAGCAUCUCACGGAGAAAAGCCUUUACAACCAGCGGCUCAAGCUGCAGAGUGAACACCGAGUGCUCAAGCAGACCCUGCUGAACAAGCACAAGGAGGCCCAGCAGGCCUGCCGGCCCCACAACCUGCCCAUCCUGCGGGCGGCCCAGCAGCGCGAGCAGGAGGCUAUGGAGCAUCGCAUCCGGGAGGAGCAGCGGAUGAUGGAUGAGAAAAUUGUCCUGGAACUGGAUCAGAAAGUGGUGGAUCAGCAGAGCACCCUGGAAAAGGCGGGCGUCACGGGCUUCUACGUCACCACCAACCCCCAGGAGCUGACUCUGCAGAUGAACUUGUUGGAGCUGAUCCGGAAGUUGCAGCAGCGGGGAUACCAGCCCGGGAAGCCAUUCCCCUGAGGGCUGCCCCCAGCCGAGACUGUUCGGAUGGAGGCCUUGUCUUUCCGGGGUGGGCGACUUCCUGUGGCAAGACCACCUGUGGGGGGGGGGGUGUCUCCAAUUAAAAUCUGAACUUGAAGGGAGACACCCCCCGGUGACGUCUUUCUGUGGCCAUCAUCUCGGAAGGAGCGUCUGGGCCCCUUUGUGGCCCUGGCAGCGAGGGGGCAGCUCCCAUCGUGGCUCGCCUGCGGCCUCUGGGACCCCGGGACCCCACACGCCACGGGUCGACGUCGCUUUGAUUGCUGGCCAGGCUCUUGUGAUUUUCAUUGUCCACGGGAGAACCGGCAUUAGUGAGGGUGACCUGGGUGUGGGGCCCUCUGCCCUGGGCCAGACCACUGGGGUACCCCCCCCCCCCCCCCCGACCGUGAAGUGAGAGCUGACUGGGUGGGCUGCACGGAGUGGGGCUCUGCCUCAAACACCUUGUGAGGAUGCCCACGGGGGGAUUGCUCUUUUUCUUGAGGGGGAAACUGAGGCUUGCGUGAAAUGGCUCUUCCCAGAGUCACACAGUCAUAGCCUGGCAAGGAAGGGUGGCCCUGGCCAGGGACACAGGUGCUUCUCCCCUCCCCCAGCCUCCCCCAUCCCCAUUCCCCCUUGUGAUCCGGCUGGGCGGCCUCUUCUGCUUACAUGAGGCCAUCGGCCCGGCCCUGGGGGUCCCCACUUUAUAGCCAAGGCCCCCAGUAUCUCUGACCUAGGAGUUGGUCCUGGGAACAUCCAUCAGUCAUUGGCCCCUUAACUCCAGGACCCCAGAUUUUGGGGGAAAGGACCCAGUCCUGGGGCUCAGGCCCCUGCUGGGCCCCGGGCCUCCUAGAGCGGGCGUUCUGUCGGUCACCUUGUGUCACUUCCAAACAUUUAUGAAUGUAGCCAUCAGCAAGACUCGACUGCUUUGACUCCAUUGUUGCCGGUGGCGCGGCUUCUUAUUAAAUGGUGACGCCUUUUGGUUCUUAA